AUGAACCGGGAGUGUCUCCUUCCGGUCAUCAGCGGCGGGGUUUUUGACAAGGUGUACCUAAACCUAACUGGGCCGUUGCAUACCACAGAAUCUGGCAACAAGUACAUUAUAGCAUUAUCACUCGAUCACUUUACUAAGUUCGUGAUCGCAGCCCCGCUACCUGACUGUUCAGCAGUCACAGUAGCACAUGCAAUAAUGACCGAAUGCAUUCUGAAGUUUGGGGUAAUGACCCAGCUUGUCUCUGAUAACGCCUCCUACUUCAAAGGACAGGUAGUUUCCGAGAUAGAUGAGCUGCUGCAGAUCAGCCGGUACUAUACUACUCCUUACCACCAUGAGGGUAAUGGCGCAUGCGAACGGGUCUUCGCCACUUUUCAUCCGAUGUUUCGCGCAUAUAUUAACGAUAAUCAAUCGGAUUGGGACAAAUAUGUGGCGGCAUGUGCCUUCAUGUAUAACACUAGUGAACAAUCGAGCACGGGUAACACUCCCUUCUUCCUGAUGUACGGGAGGGAUCCGGUCUUUAAUAUAGAUUUAUUGAUCCAACACGAUUUGCAGCGCCAUAGCCCUGGAGAUGAUGAUUCUCGCGUCUAUAUAGAAAAUCUCGUGUCUACCCUUCACGCGGCUUGGAGGGCAGCAGCAGCUUAUAACGAGCGUCAAAGUCGCAAGCUUAAGCAUCAGUACGAUCAGUCCCACUUGGGUCCCCUCGAAGUGAAAGUUGGUGAUCGCGUCUUUUUGCGCGGAUUGUACGCCCCACCUAGGGCUUUCUCGCAAGGUGUCCAACCCCUGGCUGGGCUAGUUUCGGGUCAUAGAGAUCGAUCACCCGCACCUCACCAUUACCAGCGUUUCGUCCCCCCAGUCCCCGCCUAG
This is a messenger RNA of Necator americanus (New World hookworm), 864 nucleotides long. RefSeq lists its product as uncharacterized. Gene Ontology annotation, biological process: DNA integration. The transcript has a single exon. The record is from RefSeq and is a predicted model, not a curated record. NCBI's taxonomy places the organism in Eukaryota, Metazoa, Nematoda, Chromadorea, Rhabditida, Ancylostomatidae. The coding region runs from base 1 to 864 and encodes 287 amino acids. Gene Ontology annotation, molecular function: nucleic acid binding.